Molecule: messenger RNA, 387 nt
Organism: Protopolystoma xenopodis
Lineage: Eukaryota; Metazoa; Platyhelminthes; Monogenea; Polystomatidea; Polystomatidae
Source: the annotation of a GenBank genome assembly
AUGUCUGAAUAUGAUCUCAAACUGAUCGAAGACCAAAGUACUAACCGAAUGCAUGAGUCCAUGCGUCUAUUCGCUUCAAUUUGCAAUAGCCCCUGGUUCGUGAAUACAAGUGUCAUACUAUUCCUAAAUAAGCGUGAUCUUUUCGAGGAGAAAAUCGCAAAAUCUCCACUCACUAUCUGUUUCCCUGAGUAUACAGGUAGCAUGGAUUAUGCGGAGGCGUCCAGUUAUAUCCAAUAUAAAUUUGAAGACUUGAAUCAACGUAAGGAUACCAAAGCAAUAUAUACCCACUUCACUUGUGCCACAGACACUGGCAAUGUUCAGGUUGUUUUUGACGCUGUUAUAGAUGUAAUAAUUAGGAACAACCUCAAGGACUGCGGUCUCUUCUAG